Molecule: messenger RNA, 3819 nt
Organism: Cataglyphis hispanica
Lineage: Eukaryota; Metazoa; Arthropoda; Insecta; Hymenoptera; Formicidae
Product: potassium/sodium hyperpolarization-activated cyclic nucleotide-gated channel 1-like
Exons: 8
Coding region: 13-1545 (510 amino acids)
Source: RefSeq, a predicted model, not a curated record
UGCAUUCUUUACAUGGACAGCAUGGCUAUGAUAAAUGCCGAAAGAGUAAAACAUACCGCAUUUAAAUAUUGGUGGAUAAUACAUCCGUUCAGUUAUGGCAGAUUUUUGUGGGAUAUAUUUAUGACGAUAAUAUAUAUGAUUGCCUUCUUUACGAUCCCUUUUAUGAUUUGCUUUAUCACAAUGGACUACGAAUCGAUUAAUCUAGACAAAGUAAAUAUUCCAAUUUAUGUGAUCUGUUGGUUGGAUAUAAUGUUCAAUUGUAUUACGGGAUACUAUAAUAAGAAAAAUAUGUCUGUUGAGUUGGACCCUCUUAAAAUACUUAUAUCUUAUCUGAAAGGAUUUUUUGUGCCGGAUGUGCUGUCGUCUUUUCCGUAUGAUCAUGUGACACUACAGUGGCGACUACUUCCGGGAAAUAAUCCUCAUUACAUUAUUGUCUUGCUUAAUAUAAUGCCUCUCAUAAAGUUAACACGCUACUAUACCGUCCACUCAAAUAUUAAUUACUUAUUUACGCAUUUGAAAAUUGAAUACUUUUUUCUUGAAAUGUUUACCACGCUAUUGCUGGGAUUUUACCUAAUCUAUUGGUUUUCUUGCCUGUGUUACUUGAUACCAAUCUUAGUGAUAUACCUUGUCAAUAUUCCACCGAUAGAAUGCGAGGAGUGUUGGAUGAUGAGAUUGGAGGACAGCAGACUUAGAUACAGAUUACAAAACGCUGUAUUUAUAGUGCUGGAAAAUAUAUUGGGAAGUGGCUAUGGCCUAUACGUACCCGUGAAGGACAGUCAUAUUAUUUUUAAUAGCUUUCUUAUGAUUAUCGGCAGACUUAUUGUGUGCUAUAUGUUGGUUAUGUUCUUUCGUAUCAAGGCUGAAAAAAAAGCGUCCGAAUCGCAGUUUCAAGAGCUAAUAGAUCAAGUAAAGGCAUAUACGAGACAAAGGCAAUUAUUGCCACAAAUGAAGAAACGUCUCUUGGCUUAUUAUCAUUACCGUUUCAAAAAUACUUUCUUCCGCAGUAAACGGAUUUUAUCAGAAUUGACAGAACCGUUACGUGAAGAGAUUGCGCUUGAAUCCUGUCGACGAUUAAUCGAGAACAUGGCAAUUUUCAAGUAUUUGCCAAAAAACAUUUUGCAAUCAAUAGUGAAGACCUUGAAGUUUGAAUUAUAUCUGCCGAAUGAGGUAAUUAUUAAAGCUGGCACUCAAGGUGAUUGUAUGUACUUCUUAUCGUCCGGAACCGUCGCGGUUUUAACACCGACUGGGAAGGAAAUGUGUCAUUUGAGCGACGGUGCUUAUUUCGGCGAGAUCGCGCUCUUGGUGGCGGAUCAGCGAAGAGUUGCCAGCGUCAUCGCAAUCGAGGUCUGCGAAGUAUAUCGAUUCGAUCGUAAAGAUUUCCGUCAAUGCAUAGACGUGAAUAGCGAGCUCUUCGCGGAGAUCGAACGCAUCGCCACGGAACGCGUGGAGAAAACCGUCCGCGUCGAGGAACAGCACAAGCGUUUCUUAAGGCGUCCAAGUCGCAUACCGUUUGGUAUACGCAGGCCAACGAAAACCAGUCUUUGAAUAUAUAUCGAUUGUCUGUUUAAUCUUUUGCGUGAAUUUUCUUUUAUUUCCGAAGAAUUGAAAGAAGCAUUGCGAAUCAGUAAUUUUCCAUAAAGUAAUGUUACAUAAUUGUUUAUAAUUAAAAUAACGUAAUAUUAUAUUAAAAUAACGUUUUGAAAAAUAUGCCUUCAUCAAUUUAGUAAUUAUGAACAAAAGUUGGCCUCUCAUAAAGCGCUUGGUUUUUUGUUACCGCAAAAUAAUAAUCAUAUAUUUAAGGACCUUAUAUAUUAUUAUUGUCCAUACAAUAACCGUACAGUGUGGUGGUGAUGGUGUGGUAUUCUCAUAUAUUUAUAUAUAUCUACUUUUAUAUUUUAAAAUUAUAUAUAUAUAUAUAUAUAUUAUUAUUAAUUGUUAUAUAUACCUAUAUAUAAGGUACUUAUAAUUACAAUUACAUCUCCGCUAAAGACUUUACGGUAGCACUGUCGUGACGAGCUAUAUUUCUAUUGAUAUUAUGUAUGAGGGAUAUGAAUCAUGGUUCCUUUUCUCUCUUUCUCUAUCUUUCUUUUUUGGCAAGUUUCUUUUACAAGGAAGUCAGAGCUUCGUGUCGAGACCCGUAGUAUCGAUCGUGAUGAAACGUCGCCGAUUUAUCAGCGUCAAGAUAGGGGAAACGAAAGCUCUGUGACACGCUUCACGUGUUAAUACAAGGAAGACAGCGGAUCAUUAUUGAUAUAACCGACGUCGUUACGCGCGAGGUAAGUUCCAACGAGUCCGCGAGAUUCGCGAUCUCGAUUAAUCAGCUUUACGAUUUAAUUGCAACUGCGAGACGCACCUACGGACAUCGGUGGUUACUGUACAAGAUAUUGCCGACCUGUUCUGGGAUAUGUGUCUGGAAUAACGACAUGUGACGAUGUAAAUUAACGGUGAACGGUUAUAUGAAUAUCUACGUGACGAUUCGGUUCGGAGGCUGCGAUACCUCAAAGUCGCACGAUAAAUAAUCGGUCGACAUACGUGUCUGUAGAAUGUGCGAUUUUCAAUCUUUCAUUCCAUUCUCGUUUCUUUUUUUUUUUUCUCCGAAAAAAGUUGUUUCUCAGCCGCAACCAAUUUCGGAAUUCUCUCUGCAGAAACAGCUGAUCACACAACGUCGAUUGUCUACAUACUUACUAGAUCGUCAAUUAAUCGGGUCACUACUCUACGUAUGAUACUUGUCGCUAUAACGAUUUUAACAUGUCUUUUGAUAAUGUCUAGAGGAGCACGGAGGAGAAGAGUACUUAAUAUUUUCGUCGAUACUUUAUUUCUGUAUCCCGCGGUUGAAAUCCCGAGUGGCAUCGCGUUUUCCGGAUAAAUCUAUAAUCUAAUAAUUUAGAUAUAUACGAGAUGAUAUACAUGCGCCGCGCAUUUUGGAAAUAAAUAUGCGGGUACGCAAUACACAUGACGGUUAUUUACACUACAACGAGACGUCUUGUAUAUUCAGCACUCUUUCUCCAAUCCUUUCGAAGGUCAUCUAAUAAGGCACUGCGUUUUACUGCGACUGAAUCGGUUUAAGUACGAAACAAUCAAGAGAGUCGUCCCAGAGGCGCGCGACACGUCGAUUUCGCUUACAUUUACGGUGUGUGUGUGUGUGUGUAUAAAUGCAGUUUGGUACUUUUUGUCUCUUCCCGUUUUUCCAUUCUUUUAAUCGUCGAUUGGUAUCCCUAUGAUCUAUGGAAUACAUCAUGAAUAACGAUGUAUUUAGCGAAAUAGCAAAUGUAAUAUAUAAUUAAGAGUUAGAUUAAAAUGUUUCGUCAGGAACAAACAUUAAAUGCAAUAGAUUUACGCGCGAAAGCUACAACUGAUUGUUAGAUACGGUGAAAAAUCGACUGUACAUACAUACGUCUUACGAUAAGCGAAAGAUAUAACGCGACGCACAAUUCAAGAAUAUUGCAAGUCGGGCACAAAGUCACGCUGCUCGUGCGAAUAAAAUUACAUGUCUGUGUUAAGUAUUCAUAUUUAAGUAUUGUGCUUUUUUUGUAAAAUUUUCAAGAUGAAAUUUUAAUUUAAAUUUUAUUCAUUUUUCAAUUUUAAAUUUUAUUCAUUAUCUUAAUUGCGUUAGAGAUUACUAUCGAUUAUCUGCGAAAAGUGAAAAGUUCAUCUGAUCCGUUCUUCUCUUUUCCUGAAUAAAGAACGAUGUAAUUUAUUCGGCAGCGACGCGCGUUAUGGCAAUAUAUGUAUAAUUCGAGUAUGAGAAACAAUAACAAUAUCAUAGAAUAUAAAUGGCAUAUUGAGAAUAUAAUAAACUAUUUAUAUUGUACAACGUAA